Molecule: messenger RNA, 1950 nt
Organism: Zingiber officinale
Lineage: Eukaryota; Viridiplantae; Streptophyta; Magnoliopsida; Zingiberales; Zingiberaceae
Product: probable inactive receptor kinase RLK902
Exons: 4
Coding region: 28-1950 (640 amino acids)
Biological process (GO): protein phosphorylation
Molecular function (GO): ATP binding; protein binding; protein kinase activity
Source: RefSeq, a predicted model, not a curated record
UGGAUCCAUAUCAUUCUUCACGCACCAAUGGCGCCUCUUCGUCUGUCGAUGAGCUCGCCUCUUUUCUUCCUCUUCUUUUCGUUCUCGUUGUUCGGCGGCUCGGCGCCGACCGAUCUCGCUUCCGACCGUGCUGCUCUCCUCGCCUUCCGUGCCGCCGUCAGAGGUGCCACUCUCCGUUGGAACACUUCCGACCCCUCGCCGUGUUCCUGGGACGGGGUCACCUGUUCCGAUAGCCGCGUCACCGAGCUACGCCUCCCCGGCGCUGACCUCGUCGGUCGAAUCCCGCCCGGCACAGUCGGUAAUCUCACCGCUCUCACAGCCCUCAGCCUCCGUUACAACCUUCUCUUCGGAACUCUCCCGCAGGACUUCACCGCCCUCGCCGGACUCCAGUUGCUUCAUGUCCAGAACAACCGCUUCUCUGGCGAGAUCCCUCCUUCCAUCUUCGCUCUUCGUCAGCUCGUCCGCCUUAACCUAGAGGGUAAUUUAUUCCAUGGUUUAAUACCGCAGGAUUUCAACAAUCUCAUCAGUAUAUAUGCGCUGCUGCUUGACCGCAACCGGCUGUCUGGCGAAAUCCCUGAUCUCCGGCUCACUAAUCUCUUCAAGUUCAAUGUGUCAUUUAACUAUCUCAAGGGGCAAAUCCCGUCGAGCCUCCGCAGAAUGCCGGCUAGCUCCUUCGUCGGUAACUCCCUUUGCGGAGGACCGCUUGCCGCCUGCCCUAGCGAGAACUCCAUGCCGGCGGCGUUGUCACCGUUGGGUUCUACCCGAAAUUCCAUAAGACCCAUAGAGAGAAAGAAUCUCUCCCCAGGUGAAAUCGCUGGGAUCGCGAUUGGAGCGUCCGUAGGCUUCUUGAUCCUCCUGCUCCUCAUGGUCCUCUGGUUCCGGGUCCGUGAAGAGGGCGAGGGAAAGUCAAAGGAGCUACGGAAAUUGAAACCAGAGGCGGAGAUGGGGCAGAGGGGUAAGCGAGACGCGCAAAACAAGAAGGCGGAGCUGCCGUCCGUGGCUGUCGUGCCCUUUCCAGUGUCGAUUGGGGUGGAUGGGGUAGGCCAGAAGCUGGUCUUCACCGGGAAGGUCCAAAGAAUCUACGACUUGGAGGACUUGCUUCGGGCGACGGCGGAGGUACUUGGGAAGGGAACGACUGGCACGACGUACAAGGCGAUGCUGGAGAUGGGGACGGCGGUGGCGGUGAAGCGUCUCAGGGACGUCAAUCUCCCAGAAAAGGAGUUCAGCGAGAGAAUGGAUGCCAUCGGCGCCAUGGACCACCCCAACUUGGUCGCCCUCCAGGCCUACUACUACAGCAAAGACGAGAAGCUCUUGGUCUACGAAGUCGUACCCAACGGAAGCCUCUCCGGCCUCCUCCACGGAAACAAAGCAUCUGGUCGCACUCCGUUGGAUUGGGAGACACGCUCAGAGAUUGUGCUGGGCGAAGCCCGCGGCGUCGAGUUCAUCCAUAUGAAAGGCUCUGACUCCGCCCACGGCAACAUCAAGUCUUCCAACAUCGUCCUCUCCAAAACAUGCGACGCUUGCGUCUCCGACUGCGGCCUGAGCAGCCUAGGCUCCAUUUCAAUGCCCUCCCCUCGCGCCGCCGGCUACCGUGCGCCGGAGGUCACCGACGGGCGCAGGGUCUCGCAGAAGGCUGACGUCUACAGUUUCGGCGUGCUCCUAAUGGAGAUGCUCACGGCCAAAUCUCCGACGCAGACGCCUCACGGCGACGACGGCGUCGACCUCCUGUGGUGGGUACGAUCUGUCCCCGCGGUGGACUGGAGCUCAGAGGUGUUCGACGUCGAACUGUCGAACCGUCAGGACGCCGAGCCGAUGGUGCAGCUGAUGCUGCUGGCGGUUGACUGCGGCGCACAGGAUCCCAACUCCCGCCCGUCGAUGUCGGAGGUCGUAGCCCGGAUCGAACAGAUCUGCAUGAACUCUGGAAUAAUGAGAGACCACGUAUCAACGUGA